Hemicordylus capensis (graceful crag lizard) is the source of this 1470-nucleotide messenger RNA. Its product is annotated as vomeronasal type-2 receptor 26-like. Lineage: Eukaryota; Metazoa; Chordata; Lepidosauria; Squamata; Cordylidae. The record is from RefSeq and is a predicted model, not a curated record. The transcript has 5 exons. Gene Ontology annotation, molecular function: G protein-coupled receptor activity. Gene Ontology annotation, biological process: G protein-coupled receptor signaling pathway. Bases 1 to 1470 code for a protein of 489 amino acids. Gene Ontology annotation, cellular component: membrane.
AUGGCUGCCAGGCGUGGAAAUACCAAGAACUGGAACAUCCUGUCCUUCCUGUUUGCCAUUCAGGAGAUCAAUCGGAAUCCCAGGCUCUUACCCAACAUCACCCUGGGCUACAUCAUCUAUGACAACUAUCUCAAUGCAAGAGCUAUCUAUGAUGCCUUGGUAGACUUGCUCUCCACUGGGCAGGCAAAUGUUCCCAACUACAAAUGUGGAAGAUGGAGUAUCCCCUUGGUUGUUCUUGAAGGGGAUGAAUCUGAAAUCUCUGUCCAGAUUGCAACCAUGGUGGACAUCUACAAAAUCCCACAGCUCCACCCUUUUCUAGGGAACUUCAAGUUUUACAAUCAUUCCAUGGACGGGGUGUAUCUGGAUGAGAACGGGGACCUGGCAGCCGACUUUGAUGUUCUGAGCUAUAUGGCAGUUUCCAACGAUUCUCUUACCCAACUUCAAUCCAGAUGCAGCAAAAGCUGCCCACCUGGGUACGCCAAGGAGAUUCAGGAAGGGAAGCCCAUUUGCUGCUAUGGUUGUUCUCCAUGCAUGGAAGGGACCAUCUCCACUCAGGAAGAUGCAGACCAUUGCAAGAAGUGUCCAGAUGAUCAAUACCCAAACAAAGAGCAAGAUCGGUGUAUUCCCAAGAGUAUCACCUUCCUGUCCUAUGAAGAACCUUUGGGGGUCAUUCUAGCUUCCUUUGCCCUACACUUGUUCCUAACCACAAGUUUUGUGUUAGGUAUCUUCAUUAAAUACCUAGACACUCCAGUAGUCAGAGCCAACAACCGGGACCUCUCUUUCAUUCUCCUCGUCUCCCUCCUGCUUUCCUUUUUGUCCUCCUUUCUAUUCAUUGGUCAGCCUAGCAAAGUGACCUGCCUUCUCCAACAAACUGCCUUCUGCAUCAUCUUCUCAGUUGCCGUCUCUUCAGUGUUGGCCAAAACCAUCACUGUGGUGGUUGCAUUCAUGGCCACACAGCCAGGGAACCAGAUGAAGAGGUGGCUGGGGAAGCGUUUGGCCAACUCCAUUGUUUUGUCCUGUUCCAGUAUUCAGCUUGGCAUCUGUAUCCUUUGGCUGGGAAUCUCUCCACCCUUCCCAGAUUCUGACAUGAACUCCCAGCCAGGACAGAUCAUCCUGCAAUGUAAUGAAGGGUCUGUUAUCAUGUUUUAUAGCUCACUUGGCUACCUGAAGUUCCUGGCUGUCAUCUGUUUCAUUGUGGCUUUCCUAGCCAGGAAGCUUCCUGGGGCUUUCAAUGAAACCAGGCUUAUCACCUUCAGCAUGCUGGUCUUUUGCACUGUUUGGGUGUCCUUUAUUCCUACCUACCUAAGCACAAAAGGGAAAUACAUGUUGGCUGUGCAGGUCUUCUCUAUCUUGGCCUCCAGUGCUGGGUUACUGGGCUGCAUCUUUCUUCCCAAAUGCUACAUGUUUAUACUGAGGCCGGAUCUGAAUUCAAAGAAGCAUCUAAUGAUGAAAGUGAAAGGUGAAUUCUAA